CUGGCGUUUACACACCUGUUGCAGUUUCUUUCAAAAAACGUGUGCAUGGUGACAUUCAUUUUCAAAAUUUAGAAGAGUAGACCAGCUUCAGAUACCUACUGUAACCCAAAGGCCAGUCCUUGCUUAAAUAUUGCAACAUGGAUAUAAGUCGAAGUUUAACUUCUGCAGUACGUGCAGGUAGAUUGAGAGAAACAAGAAAGUUAGUUACUCGUUAUGGUCUAUCUCAUUCAAAGACAUGGUUAGAAGGUUACAAUUUACUCCGUGAUGCUAUUAAGUAUAGACACAUAGCUAUUACUAAGCUACUUAUUACACGUGGUGCUAAGGUUAAUAGUCCACGUUUUUCAUCGUCUGAUACUCCUCUUCAUUUUGCCAUAGUGCAUGGCGAUACAGAAAUUGCUGAGAUGCUACUAGACAAUGGUGCAGAAGUUAAUGCUAAAAAUCACCAUGGCACAACUCCUCUUCACAACGCAGUGAAAACUGGCAACCUUAGCCUUAGUCAUUUGCUGAUAAAUUAUGGAGCAAAUAUUAACAUCAGAGAUAAGGUCGGUAUAACUCCUCUUGCGGUCGCAGCUGAAAAUGGGUAUUUAGAAAUUGUUGAAUGUCUCCUAAAAUGUGGUGCUUCAGUAACAAACAAUCCAUGUAGGAACGGUUUAACAGUACUGGGUCUUGCUGUAGAAAGAGGCCAUGAAAAUAUUAUUAAGCUGCUUUUAGAAUACGGGGCAAAUCCAAAUGGUCAAAAUAAGAAUUGUAAAAGUGUACUAUGUGUUGCUGUUAAAAAGGGAGAUGAAAAGAUUGUUCUGCUGCUUUUAGAGCAUGGCGCGAAUGUUAAUGUAACAGAUAACCAUUCCAAAAGUAUAUUAUAUGUUGCUGUUGAAAACCGAGACGAUAAGAUUGUAAAACUGCUCGUGGAAUUCGGAGCUGAUGUUAAUUGCCAAGAUGGCCAUUGUGAUAAUGUACUGCGUGUUGCCGUUAGAAACAAGGAUAAAAAGAUUGUUAAGCUACUUUUGAAGGGUGGGGCUAAUGCUAAUUCUCAAUGUGAGUGUACUACAAGUAUCUUGUAUAUGGCAGUUCAUAAUGGACUUACACAAAUUGCCAAGUUGCUUUUGGAGCAAGGGGCUGACAUUAGUGCCCAAGACAAAAAUUGUAAAAGUACGCUACAUGUCGCCGUUGAAAGAAAAGACGAAAAGCUUGUAAAGCUUCUUUUGGAAUAUAGUGCUGAUAUUAAUGCAAAAGACAAUGAUGGUAAAACGGUACUCCAUGUUGCAGUCGAGCAAGGAAAUGAAACAAUGGUUAAGCUCCUUUUGGAAUUCGGAGCUGAUGUUGAUGCCAAAGAUUAUGACGAUGAAUCUAUAAUCUACUUAGCUGUUGUAAAGGGACACUCUGUAAUUCUCGAACAUCUUUUAAUAUAUCGGCCUGAUGUAAAUAAUGAAGAUAAUCGGAAGGCUGUUAUCAAGGCAUUUGAAGGUGAAGUGUAUGGCUCUAAACAAGAAUAUAGCAAGAUUCUUCAAAAUUUACUUGGAUACGGUUUUACUGUAUCCCUUAAAGGUGUUAAUAUCCAUAAAUUGCUGCAUACUGCCCUUGUGAAAGGAUAUUUGAGAAUUCUUGAGCAGCUUUUAAAAUUUGGUGCCGAUGUUGAUUUGUCGGACAAAUCAUGUGGACGUUAUACCCUUUUACAUAUUGCAACAGACAGUAAAUUAAUAGAAGCAGCAAAAUUGUUAAUGAGUUAUGGGGCUAAUAUCAAUGCUAGAGACAAGUAUAGAAAAACACCGAUAUUUUACGUCAUUGAGAAGCUUUAUAAUUAUGGCGCUGGUAAUGACUGUGGGGCACCAAAAGAGGGCUGUGUUCAUUCCGAACAUCCUUUAAAAAAAGACAGUGAUAGUAUUGACAGUGAUAGUAUUGACAGUGGUAGUAUUGACAGUGAUAGUAAUGUCAGAGAAGAAAUUGGCAAAUUGCUUAUAAAUGGUGGUGCGAACUUAAAUCUCCUAGAUAAAUUUGGUUCGGCACCCCUUCAUAUUGCUGUCAGAUCAGCACGGCUUAGAAACGUUGAAUUUCUUUUAAAUCAUAAUGCGGACCUUAAUUUUAAAGAUAGUUCUGCUAUGACACCACUCCAUAUUUGUGCUGAACAAAGAAAUGUAGUAAUUGCCAAAAUGUUGUUAAGUAAGGGAGCUAAUACAGAAGUAAAAGAAAGCAAUGACUACACUGCACUUGAUAUUGCGACUCAAACAGGCCAUAAGGAGAUGGUAGAAAUAUUGCUAAAAGGCGGGGCGAAAAUUCAUUGUAACGUAGAGAAUCAUUUAACGCCACCGUUGCAUGCAGCUGCUCUCAGAGGGUAUUGGGAAAUUGCUGAACUAUUGUUGGAAUUUGAUGCUGUUGUGAACUCUAAAAAUUGGCGUGGCAAUACAGCACUUCACAUUGCUGCUGUACAAGGGUAUGAUGAUGUUGUUAUAAUUCUUUUGCGAUAUGAUGCUGACAUUAAUGCUACAAAUAAUAGAAAUGAGACGCCUCUUGAGUCUGUUAGAAAUAGAACAAUGUCAUACCGUCAUAGCUUAGGCCCAUCUUAUUCUUUUUAUCAUUCUCCUCACAAUCUAAGAGGGGAGGCUGUCUACGAAGUGGUUGUUGCUCUUAAUUGCCACAUAAUUCAAAGAAAAACCGCAAAUAUGUAUGUAAAUGAUCAAAAUUUGCGUGCGUUGUCUAAUAUGCGGUCUGACGAUGCUAUAAGUAAUUUUCGAGAAGAUUGUGAGGAAGAAAUUGCAACCAUGAAGACUGAUAAAAUUAGUGAUACAAUCAUAUCAUUUUAUGAUAUUUUAUCUAAAGGUGAGCAUCUUUUAGCAAUAUAUAUGAGGAACGAAACUGUCAUGCAAGUUUUAAAAUCUGCCGAGUUUAAAACAAAAUAUCCAAUAUAUGCUUACAUGUUACAAAAUUGUAUUAAAAAGGGUGUAGAGCGGAAGAAGUUACUGGAACAAAGCGAUACAGUCUACGAUUUUCUGUUUACUACUUCUGGAUUACCACAACCCUGUAUAGACUCGAUACUUAGGUACCUGAGUAAUGAAGAAUUUAAAAAUUUACUUGAUGCUUGUAAGUAUUAUGUGUGAGUGGUACGGGUGAUCACAAUAUAAAAAGUAUUUUAUGAAAAGUGCAAUUUAUUAAAG
Messenger RNA from Photinus pyralis (common eastern firefly), 3149 nucleotides. RefSeq names its product ankyrin-3-like. The transcript is spliced from 3 exons. Bases 138 to 3092 code for a protein of 984 amino acids. NCBI's taxonomy places the organism in Eukaryota, Metazoa, Arthropoda, Insecta, Coleoptera, Lampyridae. Gene Ontology annotation, molecular function: protein binding. The record is from RefSeq and is a predicted model, not a curated record.